Messenger RNA from Pyrus x bretschneideri (Chinese white pear), 885 nucleotides. RefSeq names its product 2-alkenal reductase (NADP(+)-dependent)-like. The transcript has 3 exons. NCBI's taxonomy places the organism in Eukaryota, Viridiplantae, Streptophyta, Magnoliopsida, Rosales, Rosaceae. The record is from RefSeq and is a predicted model, not a curated record. The coding region runs from base 89 to 697 and encodes 202 amino acids. Gene Ontology annotation, molecular function: 2-alkenal reductase [NAD(P)H] activity.
CAUUACGCGUAAAUUAAAUGCUACAUAUUUUUCAAAGAAACAGAGGACCUGAAAAGAUAUAGAGUUUGGUUUUGGUUGAGCAACGGCAAUGGCAAUGGCAAUGACGAGUGGCGCAGAGGAAGUGAGGAACAAGCAGGUGAUACUGAAGAACUAUGUCUCUGAAAAAGCCGAAGAGUCCGACAUGCACGUGACAGUUAGUACCUUGAAGCUCAAGGUUCCACAGGACUCCAAGGCAGUGGUGGUCAAGAACCUUUACUUGUCGUGCGACCCUUAUUUGAGGCUUCGAAUGAAUAGAACUCAACCUCCUAACAGUGUCUUCACUUCAAUCACUCCUGGCUCUCCAUUAAAUGGGUUUGGAGUGGCUAAAAUUUUGGAGUCGGGGCACCCGGAGUUCAAGGAAGGUGACUUGGUUUGGGGGACAACAGGAUGGGAAGAGUACAGCAUCAUCACAGAACCAGAACAGCUCUUUAAAAUCCACCACACUGAUGUUCCCCUUUCCUACUAUACUGGACUUCUUGGUAUGCCGGGUGUAACUGCCUUCGUCGGUUUUCAUGAAAUCUGUUCGCCGAAGAAGGGAGAUUAUGUCUUCAUUUCUGCCGCAGCUGGUGCAGUUGGUCAGCUUGUUGGGCAGUUUGCAAGGCUGAUGGGAUGCUAUGUUGUUGGAAGUGUUGGAAGUAAAGAGAAGGUGAGUUACUAGCUUUAUAAUCAUUUUGGUAUAAAAUUAAUGAUUAAGGAGAACCCUCAUUAAGUGCAACUUUAAGCAAACAAAGUUCAAGCGACUAAACCAACUAGUAUUACUGUCUAGUGGCAUUCAUCUUCAAUUGUAAGUGAGAGGUCUCAUGUUCGAUUUAAAUGGAUGGCGCGGAUGUAUAAUAUUUGUGCUGA